UCAGGAUGGGAGGCUGAUGAUGAUGAUGAUGAUGAUGGCUUUCUGGGUUUCUCUGUGAGCUUCGGGCCGAAAGGUGAAAUGAUGAUCGCCGCUUUAAUGACUGAAGAAGAGCUCGAGAUGAUGAAGAAUGACUGAAUGAGCGCGCUGUCUGGCUUAGAAACUUCCAGAAGUCCAGAUGGAGCAGGAUGUUGAGAGCACGAUCACAGUCCGACAGCCCAAGCUGCCCAAGCAGGUGCGAGAAGAUAUCCCCAAACUGCUGCAAGAGCGAGAGCGCGUCAAGCAGAAGGUCCAGCGCUACGUCCGCAAAGACGGCAAAUGCAAUGUCCACCACGGUAACGUGCGCGAGACCUACCGUUACCUGACGGACAUCUUCACCACGCUGGUGGACCUCAAGUGGAGGUUCAACCUCUUCAUCUUUGUGCUGGUUUACACAGUGACGUGGCUGUUUUUUGGCUUCAUGUGGUGGCUGAUCGCCUAUAUACGAGGUGAUCUGGACCACAUCGGAGACAACCAGUGGACUCCAUGCGUCAACAACCUCAACAGCUUUGUGUCAGCAUUCUUGUUCUCUAUAGAAACGGAGACGACCAUCGGGUAUGGCCACAGGGUGAUCACUGACAAGUGUCUGGAGGGCAUUGUCCUUCUGCUGGUGCAGUCUGUGCUGGGCUCCAUCGUCAACGCCUUCAUGGUGGGCUGCAUGUUCGUGAAGAUCUCGCAGCCCAAGAAGCGCGCAGAGACUCUGGUGUUCUCCACCAACGCUGUCAUCUCCAUGCGCGACGGGCGACUUUGUCUGAUGUUUCGUGUCGGGGACCUGCGGAACUCACACAUCGUGGAGGCGUCGAUCAGAGCCAAACUGAUCAAGUCCAAACAGACGAAGGAGGGAGAGUUCAUUCCCCUCAAUCAAACGGACAUGAACGUGGGUUACGACACCGGCGAUGACCGGCUCUUCCUGGUGUCUCCACUCAUCAUCUGCCAUGAGAUCAACCAGCACAGUCCGUUCUGGGAGAUCUCCAAACAACAUCUGGCCAAGGAGGAGCUGGAGAUCGUGGUCAUCCUGGAGGGCAUGGUAGAAGCCACAGGAAUGACGUGUCAAGCGCGCAGCUCGUACGUGGCCAGCGAGAUCAAGUGGGGUUACCGCUUCACGCCCGUCCUGACCCUGGAGGACGGUUUUUACGAGGUCGACUACAACAGCUUCCACGAUAUCUACGAAACCAACACGCCAAGCUGCAGCGCACGAGAGCUGGCGGAAAUGACGGCGCGCUCCCGCCUGCCACUCACCUGGUCAGUGGCGAGUAAACUGAGUCAACAGGGUCUGCUGGACUCACGGGACAAACUGCCAGAGAAGAGUGGAGACGCCGACGAGCUGACGGAGAGAAACGGAGACAUAGCCAACAUAGAGAACGAGUCGAAAGUGUAGAAUGAAAUGAGAAUCUCUCGCCUCUCCUCUGCGCCGCCGAACUUUUGGCUGAGGUCAAAGGUCAGCUCAGGAAAGCACCCCAGAGUCGGUCCGAGGACACGGACCCCCCCCCCCAAAUCUCACGCACUUCUCUCUUGCGUGUCGACGAACAAAUUCUCGGGCGAACUGCAUGGUUUCUGAAACAAUUUUUUUCUUAAAGAUAAGAAACAGUAUUUUCUGAUUUGUAAUUCAAAGAUUAAAACCUAUAUAUGAAUAUACAGUAUAUAUAUAUAGAUCUAUUCUAGGGCAUUUGCAUUUGUAUUUUUUGUAUAUAUAUAUUCAAUGUUUGUUCAGUUGGAGAAGUGUGAAUACUUAAGGUUGUUUGAUACGAUUCGUCUGUAUAUUCUGCCUUCUGGAACUGUUUUGGUUUACACAUAUUUAUUCACGCAUGGACAAACAAAACCCUGUGAUUGAUUUACUCUGAUGUAUAUAAUUGAAAUACUGUAGGCCAUAUUACAGGACACACAGGAGCUCUUUAUACUGGAUGCAAACCUGGACUAUAUGAGUGGCCCGCUGAGGACAAUGUGGAUUUGAGGAUAUUUCGGUCUGAUGAGUGUGUGUGUGUGUGUGUGUCUGCUCAAAUAACCUUUCAUACUGUCCUGUAACCAUGACCACAUUUAUUUCACCUCACUUUGAUCUUAAUUGAAUUCAUAAAUCUAAUUUGAGUCUUUACAGCUGUAUCACUCUUUAAACUUAAAGGGACAUUUUACAGAAAUUUAAAAAUCUGUCAUCAUCAUUUGCUCAAAUUCAUGUUGUUCCAAACCCACAGGACUUUCUUUCCUCUGUGUACAUUUUUAAGAAUCUUUCCAUCUCUUUUCCAUAAAACGAUGCACCUGAGAAGCAUUUGAUAUAAUUUGUUAAUCUGAAUUUGAACAGAGAUUUUAGAGCUUUAUUGGAAGGGAAGAUUUUCAGUGAAUAACGACUUCAAUUUGUGUUAAUUUCACACAUAAAGCUAUCACAUGACUUCAGAAGACUUCGAAUAAAGAGGAUUUUUUUUGUCCUAUUUGGAGCUUGACAGUUGUGAUCAGUGUUGCAUGGAAAAGAGCUGCAUGAAGAUUAUUCAAAAUGUCAAAAAAUGGGUUUGGGACAACAUGAGGGUGAGUAACUGAUGUUGGAAUUUUCAUUUCUGGUUGAACUAUGAUAGCGUGUGACUGAAUGUGUGAGUCCCAGAAGACGGAUGAAAGUUGUUUGCACGUUUCUCCCCACAGACACUCGCUUACUCUCUUUUUCAUUCUGCUUUUGUUCUUUUUGUCAGACAGCAACAGCAGACGUGAUUCUGAUCAUGUGACACAUUGGCGUCACUCACACCCGAGACCAAAGAGACGAACCCACAACAUCAUCUAAAGCAAUCAAUCACACAUACAGACACCUCAGUGUUUAUCAAUCAACAUGAUGUGAGAAUGGACUUCAGUCAGGUAGAUGUUGUAUUUAAUUUGAAGAGAAUAGACGUCUGUUCAGUGAGUCGAACUGUUGUGUACUAUGGCUUUGAUUGUGCAGUUGAUGAAACAUUGAUAAGAUGCUGAAAACACGUCUUUCAAAAGAAUUUACAGCUGACAAAAAACUCUCGAAAACGUGGACUGUGGUCUAGUUUAUAUUAUUAAAUACACAUUUGAAGCUUAAAGCAAUAGUUCACCCAAAAAUGUAAAUUCUCUCAUCAUUUAUUCACCCUCAUGUCAUCCCAGAUGUGUGUGACUUUCUUUCUUCUG
Myxocyprinus asiaticus (Chinese sucker) is the source of this 3159-nucleotide messenger RNA. It is a transcript of the gene kcnj6, whose product is annotated as potassium inwardly rectifying channel subfamily J member 6. The transcript has 3 exons. Gene Ontology annotation, molecular function: G-protein activated inward rectifier potassium channel activity. Gene Ontology annotation, biological process: potassium ion import across plasma membrane; regulation of monoatomic ion transmembrane transport. Gene Ontology annotation, cellular component: plasma membrane. Bases 176 to 1414 code for a protein of 412 amino acids. The record is from RefSeq and is a predicted model, not a curated record. NCBI's taxonomy places the organism in Eukaryota, Metazoa, Chordata, Actinopteri, Cypriniformes, Catostomidae.